UGCGGCGCUUCCUGCGAGCGGGGCCGUGCCGUGCCGGGCAGGGCCGCGGCGCUGUGGGGCUCCGCGGGUCGCCAUGCAGCCCUUCACCGUGAACAUCAAGCUGGCGGCAAGGACCCUGACGGGAGCCCUCAGCGCGCCGAACAGGGGGGCGGCGGACUGGGGCUGGCAAGGUUUGAUUGCAUACGGAUGCCAUUCCCUUGUGCUGGUAGUUGAUGCCAAUACUGCCCAGACUUUACAGGUUUUGGAAAGACACAAAGCAAAUGUUGUCAAGGUUAAAUGGGCUAAAGAAAAUUACCAUCACAAUAUUGGCUCUCCAUAUUCUUUACGUUUAGCUUCUGCUGAUGCUACUGGAAAAAUAAUUGUAUGGGAUGUGGCAACAGGAACAGCUCGUUGUGAAAUACAAGAACAUGCAAAACCAAUUCAAGACAUGCAGUGGUUGUGGAAUCAAGAUGCUUCUAGAGAUUUACUGCUUGCAGUUCAUCCACCUAACUAUAUUGUACUGUGGAAUGCAGACACAGGCACCAAACUUUGGAAGAAAAGUUAUGCAGAAAAUAUCCUGUCUUUUUCAUUUGACCCCUUUGAUCCAUCACACCUAGCUUUGCUCACAAGUGAAGGAAUAGUGUUCAUCUCCGACUUCUCUCCUUCGAAAGCUCCUGCCAGCUCAGGGAAGAAGGUUUACAUUUCUAGUCCCCAUUCCAGUCCUUCUCACAAGUUGGCUGCUACUACAGGGGCCAAAAAGGCCCUUGAUAAAGUGAAAAUUUUAAUCAGUAAUGAAAAACCAAGUGCUGAAUCUGUAACACUUAAUGACUGCCUUCAGUUGUCAUACUUGCCUUCCAAAAGAAACUACAUGCUAUUACUGUAUCCCAGAGAAAUUCUGAUUCUUGACUUGGAAGUGAAUCAGACGGUGGGUGUGAUUGCCAUUGAAAGAACAGGUGUGCCUUUCCUACAGGUAAUUCCGUGUUUUCAGCGUGAUGGGCUAUUUUGCCUACAUGAAAAUGGUUGUAUAACUUUAAGAGUUCGCAGACCUAACUGCAGUAUAACUGGAACUCCUAAUGAAGAGCCAGAUCCGGACCCAGUUCAGGAACUGACUUAUGAUUUAAGAAGUCAGUGUGAUGCAAUUAGGGUAACAAAAACAGUUCGGCCGUUCAGUAUGGUGUGUUGCCCUGUGAAUGAGAAUUCGGCAGCUCUCAUUGUCAGUGAUGGCAGGGUAAUGAUCUGGGAAUUAAAAUCCAGUAUUUCUGGCAGAAAUCUGCGUAACAGCAGUUCAAGUGCAUCACCUUUGUAUUCUCCAGUCUCGUUCUGUGGAAUUCCUGUAGGAGCAUUCCAAAAUAAACUUCCUGACCUCUCACUAGACAACAUGAUAGGGCAAGGGACAGUUGCUGGAGAAGAACAGUUAAAAAGUUCUUUUCUGCAAGAAGUGCACCUCAAAUUUUUGCUGACUGGACUUCUUUCAGGACUUCCUUUGCCUCCAUUUGCUAUCCGUAUGUGCCCACCUCUUACAACAAAAAACAUUAAACAGUAUGAGCCACUCCUUGCUGUUGGUACAAGUAAUGGCUCUGUCCUGGUGUUUCAUCUCACAAGUGGUCUCUUACACAAAGAGUUAAGCAUCCAUUCCUGUGAAGUCAAGGGAAUAGAGUGGAUAAGCUUGUCUGGUUUUAUUUCCUUUGCCACAUCAACACCUAACAAUUUGGGGUUAGUAAGGAACGAGCUGCAGCUGGUGGACCUACCAACAGGCAGGAGCAUUGCAUUUCGUGGGGAGAGAGGCAGUGAUGAGCCAGCUAUUGAAAUGAUAAAGGUGUCUCAUUUGAAGCAGUAUCUAGCUGUGAUAUUUAAAGACAAACCACUGGAAAUCUGGGAUGUCAGAACAUGCACUCUACUCAGGGAAAUGUCUAAAAACUUCCCUACAGUGACUGCUUUGGAGUGGUCACCUUCUCAUAACCUGAAAAGCCUGAGGAAGAAGCAGCUAGCAGCCCGCGAGGCCAUGGCCCGGCAGACAGUUGCAUCAGAUACUGAAGUUAGCAGCGUCGAAUCAUCUGUUAUCAGCUUGUUACAGGAAGCUGAAAGUAAAUCAGAACUGAGCCAGAACAUUUCUGCCAGGGAGCACUUUGUGUUUACGGACGCUGAUGGGCAGGUUUACCAUCUCACAGUAGAAGGAAACUCGGUAAAAGAUAGUGCAAGAAUUCCUCCUGAUGGAAGUAUGGGUAGCAUUACAUGUAUUGCCUGGAAAGGGGAUACCUUGGUUCUUGGAGAUGUUGAUGGAAACUUAAACUUCUGGGAUUUGAAAGCUAGAGUAUCCAGGGGGAUUCCUACACACCGAAGCUGGGUGAAAAAGAUACGUUUUGCCCCAGGGAAAGGAAAUCAAAAACUUAUUGCAAUGUACAAUGAUGGAGCAGAAGUUUGGGAUUCAAAAGAGGUACAAAUGGUGAGCAGUUUAAGAAGUGGAAGAAAUGUCAAUUACCGGAUCCUGGAUGUAGACUGGUGCACUUCAGACAAAGUGAUUUUGGCCUCAGAUGAUGGGUGCAUUAGAGUUCUAGAGAUGUCCAUGAAACCAUCAUGUUUCAGAAUGGAUGAACAAGACUUAAUAGAACCUGCAUGGUGUCCCUAUCUGCUUGUUCCAAGGGCUUCAUUAGCUUUGAAAGCAUUCUUGUUGCAUCAGCCGUGGAAUGAGAAAUAUUCUCUAGAUGUUAUGAACAUAGAUUACCCAGAGAAUGAAAAUGUCAAAAAUCUCAUUCAAGAGCAGCUGAAUUCAUUGUCAAAUGACAUAAAGAAACUGUUGCUUGAUCCAGAUUUUACUCUGUUGCAAAGAUGUCUCCUAGUUGCCAGACUGUAUGGAGAUGAAUCUGAACUGCAUUUCUGGACCAUUGCUGCCCACUAUUUGCACAGCUUAUCCCAGGAAAAACCUGCAAAACCAACAAAUGCACCUAUCCUUCAAGAACAGUUGGUUAAUCCAUUGGAUAUAUGUUAUGACAUUCUAUGUGAAAAUCAUUACUUCCAGAAAUUCCAACUUGAAAGGGUAAAUCUGCAGGAGGUGAAGAGAUCAACAUAUGAUCAUACCAGGAAGUGUGCUGACCAACUUCUUCUCUUGGGCCAGACUGACAGAGCAGUACAACUACUGUUAGAAACAAGUUCAGAGAAUGCCCAUUACUACUGUGAUUCACUCAAAGCUUGCUUGGUAACCACUGUCACCUCAUCAGGUCCAUCUCAAAGCACCAUUAAAUUGGUAGCAACCAACAUGAUAGCUAAUGGAAAGCUCUCAGAGGGUGUACAGUUACUGUGUCUGAUAGAUAAGGCUGCUGAUGCUUGUCGCUACUUGCAAACGUACGGCGAAUGGAAUCGUGCAGCAUGGCUUGCAAAGGUUCGUUUGAAUUCAGAGGAGUGUGCUGAUGUGUUAAAGCGUUGGGUAGAUCACCUUUGCUCUCCACAAGUCAACCAGAAGUCCAAAGCCAUUCUUGUCCUCUUGUCACUUGGAUGCUUUACAAAAGUUGCAGAGAUGUUGCACAGUAUGAGGUACUUUGAUAGAGCGGCUUUAUUUGUUGAAGCUUGUCUGAAGUACGGGGCAUUCGAAGUUAAUAAUGAUACAAAUAAACUGAUUCAUGCUGUAUAUGCAGAUUAUGCCAGGAGCUUGAAGCUUCUGGGCUUUAAGCAAGGAGCCCUUAUCUUUUCCUCAAAAGCUGGAGAAGCUGGUAAAGAUUUACUGAUGGAGCUCAAACAGCCUGAAGAGGAAGUGACACAAGAGUAACAAUUUUACCUUCCCUGUUAAGAGGAAACUUCCUAUCAAACUGGGUUGUCUAUCAGAUUGAUACUCCACUGUGUGAAAAUGGAUUUUCUCUGGAAUCGCUGUAAUAGUUCACGUGUGUGAUUUGAGCAAAUGUUGUUAAAUUUGUGUGGAGGCAAGAUUAAGAACUGUUUUAUGUUUAUUUUUAAAUUGUCUUCAUUUUCAAGAGAGGGGAAAAGAAGGCGAUGAUGAAACUAUACAAGAAUAUAUUCAACUUUUUCAACUAUAGUACAAAUCAAACUUAAAAAUAUACUGAAAGAGUUCUAUACCUGUGUAAAAGUCUACUCCAUUUACUUCUAAAAAAUCAAAUCUUUAUAGUUCUUCACUACUGUUGUAAUUAUAUGUAUAAAUAAUUCAGUCUGUACUGUAAAAAUAUAAAUAUAUUUAAAGAAUAAAUAUAGAUCACAAAACACUGUUCUUUACUGGAAAGUCAUGGAUUCUCAAAUCCAUUUUUUCUCUUUAAAAUUUCUGUUGUUUUAAAUGAGUUCAUUCUAUUGUCAUUUUCAUAACUGGUUGGAAUGGAAUCUUUUAACAAGUUUAUUUACAAAAGGCUCCUCACAUUCCAGAAAUUCAUGAAAUGUCCUUUUCUCUUUUUUUUUUCCCCAAUUAAGUCAUUGUUAUAUUCUCUGUUGUUCUUAAGUGUAUGCUCCCUGCACACUUUAGGGAUUAAGUUCUGCCUUGUCUUGACUGGUUAAUGGGAUCAAAGAAUAGGAAAAUAAUCCUACCUCAAAAGCAGUAAGAUGGGCUCCUGCAUUCAGGAGGUUGCUGAUGCUCUCUCCGCAGUUACUGUUUUAUUUGCUGUUUGAAUGUGUCAUGAAUUAACAGGCAGAAAAAGUAUUGGAUGAAGUCAGAAUCGUUGGAUUUUAAAUUACUUUUUAUGGUAAACACAUCUCAUGGUCCAGAUACUUAAGGAUGCCACCGACAGCAUCUUUCCUCAUUUUUGUGCCAGUAUUUCAGCAGAAAGAAAACAUCUUCCCACAGUAUUGUAAUGUUUAAAUGCUUUUUUUUUCUUUGUUGUUGUUCUUUGUUAGAUGUAUCUUUUCUAUUUACUGAGAUUCCACAACUGAAGAGUAGUGUAUGCUAAAGUUAAAUUGCACUUGCAAGUUGAAGAUUGUGGCAUGUGAAAAUUAGUCUUGGCUAAAAAAGCUUUAGUCUUUAAAUGAAGUUGUUGGAGCUACUGAAGUUUAGUGAAAAGAAUCAUAGCCUGCAAAAGGUUUCCCCUUUAAAUGUAAUUCUAAGGUUUUCCUACUUAUAGUAGUAGCAUAUUUGAUUCCCCUUAUGUUCAAAUAUUUGUAAAAUGCAUAUUCUACACUCCUUCCUAGAGGUGCACCAGCUUCAUUACAUCUCUUUACUUCUGUAAACCUUUUAAAUCAAAUCUAAAAUGGGAUUUCUGAUGAAAUUUGAAAGGUUAGGAAUUUCAAGAAUGACUGUUUUUAUACAAAUGUGAGUUUCAUUGCUCUAAACACAAAAGGAAAUGUUUAAACCGUAAUAUAUCUUACAUGGGUCCUGCCACAUCUUACAUACAUUAUAAAGGAUGUUCAGUGUCUUAUUACCAACAGUUUGAGAAAAUAAGUGUACAAUGAAGUUUGCCUUAAGUAUUAACCUUGUUAGCAACAAAGUUAAUCCAAAUUAACUGUCAUUAUUAUGGGCUAAAUACUGGCUCACAUUGAAAACUGAAACACUCCUCAAUUCUUAAUCUUGUUUUCAGAAGCAGUACUGAGGGACAAGGUCAUCGGAGAGUUAAUGUAAGCACACUCAAACUUGUUCUUUGACAAAUCACAUAGGAUCGCUUGUCAGUGGAAGUCUGGAAAAAAAAUCUGCUUUAAUAUACGCUCAGAGUUAUGAAUCUGAUCUAACAUUUUUAAAAGAAAAACAUUGCAAAGGCCUUUUGAUACUGAACGUUUAUAUACUUUUAAGUGUAAAGGUUGCAGAAUACGAUAUGGUAUUCCCUGUUGAAACCUUUAUGAUGACAAUACAGCGUAGAAGUGGUUGAAAAGUUUAUUUAGAUAAUAGUGUAGUCACACAGUAACAAAA
Molecule: messenger RNA, 5809 nt
Organism: Cygnus atratus (black swan)
Lineage: Eukaryota; Metazoa; Chordata; Aves; Anseriformes; Anatidae
Gene: WDR11
Product: WD repeat domain 11
Exons: 29
Coding region: 74-3739 (1221 amino acids)
Cellular component (GO): cytoplasm
Molecular function (GO): protein binding
Source: RefSeq, a predicted model, not a curated record